Aspergillus fijiensis CBS 313.89 is the source of this 1308-nucleotide messenger RNA. RefSeq names its product E3 ubiquitin-protein ligase RAD18 (gene rad18). Gene Ontology annotation, cellular component: Rad6-Rad18 complex; nucleus. Gene Ontology annotation, biological process: DNA damage tolerance; protein monoubiquitination. The transcript is spliced from 3 exons. Gene Ontology annotation, molecular function: ubiquitin protein ligase activity; single-stranded DNA binding. Bases 1 to 1308 code for a protein of 435 amino acids. NCBI's taxonomy places the organism in Eukaryota, Fungi, Ascomycota, Eurotiomycetes, Eurotiales, Aspergillaceae. The record is from RefSeq and is a predicted model, not a curated record.
AUGGCCCACCAGACGUUUGACCUCCCCGACUCGACCGACUGGCUGACCACGCCACUGUCCCUCCUCGCGCCGCUCGAGUCCGCCCUGCGAUGUCAAGUCUGCAAGGACUUCUUCGAGAACCCCGUCAUCACCUCGUGCAGCCACACAUUCUGCUCAUUGUGCAUCCGCCGCUGUCUCAGCACGGAGGGAAAAUGUCCCGCGUGUCGCAGCUCGGACCAGGAGCUGAAGCUGCGGCAGAAUUGGGCGGUGCAGGAGCUCGUUGAGACGUUUCAGAAUGCGAGACCGAGCGUCUUGCAGCUAGCCACCCAGGCGGCGGCGGCGGCGGCGCAGCAAAAUAGUGAGGAGGGGGGUUUAGCGCGGGCAGCGAAGAAGCGGAAGGUAGAUGUGUCGGGGGAGCUCGGAGACGGGAUCGCGACUACUUCUACGGAGACAGAUAUUGCUGCGGUGAGGUCAGUGGAGGGGGUGCGGACGCGCUCGCAGGCGAGGGGGGGAGGUCCGACGCAGCAAGCUCCUGCAGAAGUGAUUGAGGUGAUCGACGAUAGUCAGGAUGAGGAGUUUGUUCAAGAUGGACUUGUCGCGUGUCCUGUAUGUCAGCGGAGGAUGAAGAACGAAGCCGUGUUCUCACAUCUUGAUAAAUGCACCGGAGAACCUGCACCACCCAAAGCUUCCCCCAAGACUUCCUUCGGCUCUCUACAAAUGCCGAUGUCUGCGCCAGUUCCAUACAGGAAUCCCAAGAACAAACCACUUGAGAGACUUCCAACCAUUAAUUAUUCUCUAUAUAAGGAGAGUAUGCUUCGGAAAAAGCUCAAAGAUCUGGGCAUCCCCAGUACAGGCCCACGGCCACUGCUGCAAAGACGCCAUACCGAAUGGGUGAAUCUGUGGAACGCUAAUUGCGACUCCAAGUCGCCUAAGCCUCAUGGAAUCUUGUUGCGUGAACUCGACAUCUGGGAACGAACUCAAGGCAACCAAUCUUCUUCAUCGUCCGAGGCUCCUGGAUCAAUCAUGCGCAAGGAUUUCGAUAAAGCUGCUUGGUCAUCAAGCCAUGAAGACGACUUCAAGAAACUCAUUGCCAAUGCUCGGCAAAAGAGUCGCGCGGCGGCGCGUACGACAACACCACAAGAAUCCGCUGCGUCGAGUACAAUGCAGAACACACCUGCUUCAGAGCCGACAGAUGCCUCGUUGCCAGCGGACACCACAGAUCCUCCCGACAGUGUGCCUGUAGAUGCCAGUAUGUCAGGUGCUGUAGCGCCCGAGACUCCACUGCCACCAGAGUCAUUCAAUGGCGGACUGACUGAAAUGCAUCACUAA